This is a messenger RNA of Rana temporaria (common frog), 2528 nucleotides long. RefSeq names its product Rap1 GTPase-GDP dissociation stimulator 1 (gene RAP1GDS1). Bases 219 to 2042 code for a protein of 607 amino acids. Lineage: Eukaryota; Metazoa; Chordata; Amphibia; Anura; Ranidae. Gene Ontology annotation, molecular function: guanyl-nucleotide exchange factor activity; protein binding. Gene Ontology annotation, biological process: positive regulation of GTPase activity. The record is from RefSeq and is a predicted model, not a curated record. The transcript is spliced from 15 exons. Gene Ontology annotation, cellular component: cytosol.
CCGAAACCCCUCCCUCCUCCCCCCAGUGAGCCGGUGCUUGGGGUGCGCGCUCGCUCUCGCGGUGUCUGGAGAAUCGAAGCUGGGUGUCGGAGUGUCGCCUGUGUCCCCUCUUCACCUGCGGCAGUACACAGCGAGCAUCCCCCACCUCACUUCCCUGGCUGUCACGUGACCGGAGCGAUCGGCCAGAAUCCAGGAGCGGCACAGAGACCGGGGGAGUCAUGGAUAAUUUAAGUGACACCUUGGAGAAGUUGAAGAUAAGUGGAUCUGACUGCACAUCUGACAAGCUAGAUGGAUGUUUGGAUUGUCUGCUUCAGGCACUUGGUCAAAAUAAUAUAGAGAGCAGUGAAAAAAUGCAGCAGAGCGGAAUCCUUCAAGUCUUUGCAAGUCUUUUGAAUUCACAAUCGUCCUGCACAGCAAAAAUGGCUCACAUCAUAGCAGAAAUAGCAAAAAAUGAACAAUUGCGCAUUCCAUGUGUGGACGCCGGUCUGAUUCCACCGCUGGUGCAGCUUCUGAACUGUAAAGACCAGGAGGUGUUGCUGCAAACAGGACGUGCCCUUGGGAAUAUUUGUUAUGAUAGCCAUGAGGGCAGGCACGCGGUUGACCAAGCGGGUGGUGCAAAAAUUGUAGUUGACCAUUUGCGGUCAAUGUGCACUUUAACAGAUCCAGCAAAUGAGAAGCUCAUGACUGUCUUUUGUGGCAUGCUGAUGAACUAUAGCAAUGAGAAUGAUUCUCUGCAAGCUCAGCUCAUAAAUAUGGGAGUGAUUCCCACACUGGUGAAGCUGCUUGGCGUUCACUCUCAGAACACUGCUUUGACAGAGAUGUGCCUUGUUGCGUUUGGCAACUUAGCAGAACUUGAGUCCAGUAAAGAACAGUUUGCUUCAACAAAUGUUGCAGAAGAACUUGUAAAGCUUUUUAAAAAGCAAACAGAGCAUGAAAAGAAAGAGAUGAUUUUUGAAGUUUUGGCUCCUCUUGCAGAAAAUGAUGCUAUUAAACUGCAACUUGUUGAAGCCGGCCUGGUAGAAUGUUUACUUGAUAUUGUCCAUGAAACUGUGAACAGCGAGAAGGAUGAAGAUGUUGCAGAGCUGAAAACUGCAUCAGAUCUCAUGGUGCUGCUACUUUUAGGAGAUGAGUCCAUGCAGAAGCUGUUUGAAGGGGGUAAAGGAAGCGUCUUUCAGAGGGUGCUGUCUUGGCUUCCAUCUCAGAAUCACCAGUUACAACUAGCUGGUGCCUUGGCGAUUGCCAACUUUGCCAGAAAUGAUGGGAACUGCAUCCAUAUGGUGGACAAUGGCAUUGUACAGAAACUCAUAGAUCUCCUAGAUGGGCAUGUGGAAGGUGGCAAUGUAACAGUACAGCAUGCAGCACUAAGUGCUCUAAGGAACUUGGCCAUUCCUGUUAUCAAUAAAGCAAAAAUGCUUUCAGCUGGAGUAGCAGAGGAAGUGCUGAAGUUUCUGAAGUCUGAAAUGCCUCCAGUCCAGUUUAAACUAUUGGGAACACUGCGGAUGUUAAUAGAUGCUCAAGCUGAGGCCGCUGAACAGUUGGGGAAGAACAUUGAACUAGUUGAGCGCCUCGUAGAAUGGUGUGAAGCCAAGGACCAUGCUGGAGUUAUGGGCGAGUCCAACAGGCUGCUUUCAGCUCUCAUACGGCACAGCAAAUCAAAGGAUGUAAUUAGAACCAUUGUUGAAAGUGGAGGCAUCAAGCACUUAGUCACCAUGGCAACCAGCGAACAUGUAAUAAUGCAAAACGAAGCACUUGUUGCCUUGGGAUUAAUAGCCGCAUUAGAUUUACAAUCAGCUGAAUGUCACCUAGAAAGUGCACAGUUGGUCCAAGUUCUUCACAGACUGUUAUCAGAUGACAGAAGUGCACCAGAGAUCAAGUACAAUUCUAUGGUUUUGAUUUGUGCAGUUAUGGGUUCUGAGCCUCUUCACAAGGAAGUUCAAAGCCUGGCAUUCCUUGAAGUUGUAUCCAAAUUACGGAGCCAUGAGAACAAAACGGUGGCCCAGCAGGCCUCGCUAACAGAGCAGAAACUGACUGUACAAAGCUGAGAUUUGUUUGCACAAAUUGUCCAUCCCGCAGAUUUCAUUGUCUCUGUGCUCUGCCCUGGCCAUGUUCCCCACCAACCGUAUCACUUGUGCAUGUGUGCUAUGUUGCCACAGAAACCGAUGAACUGCUGUAGGUACCUGUACAAUCGUAGGCACAGAAAGAUGAAAACUAAAGCCAUUUUCUUCUCAUUAAUUUUUCCCUUGUAUCCUCGUUGCUUACCUCCAAGGGAAGUAUGUGCAUGUUGUAGUCCUCCAAUGUAAAGUGAUACAACCCCAAUAGAGUAUUGCUAGAGUAUGGACAAUACAGGAAACAGCCAGUUAUUUUUGGAAUUGGAUUAUCACAUGUAGUCACAGCGGCUCAAUUUUUGGUGCUUUGGAUGCAGGCUAGAAAGGAACUCCAUUGCUACUCAUUCACUAGUCUUGCUCGUUGCUGUUAAUCUUGUGAUACGAUACCCAGAGUCCACUAAUAAAACUACCAGUGCCCUCUUA